Argiope bruennichi is the source of this 3983-nucleotide messenger RNA. Its product is annotated as probable palmitoyltransferase ZDHHC24. Gene Ontology annotation, cellular component: Golgi apparatus; endoplasmic reticulum. Lineage: Eukaryota; Metazoa; Arthropoda; Arachnida; Araneae; Araneidae. The transcript has 2 exons. Gene Ontology annotation, molecular function: protein-cysteine S-palmitoyltransferase activity. Gene Ontology annotation, biological process: peptidyl-L-cysteine S-palmitoylation; protein targeting to membrane. The record is from RefSeq and is a predicted model, not a curated record. Bases 155 to 1024 code for a protein of 289 amino acids.
AAUCAUUGUUUACCAACAUUGGAAUAGUAGAGGGUGUGGCGUUGUUUUCGUUUUAAAUUGAAAUAAUGUGACUAACUUUUUAUUUUUCCUUUCAAGAAAAUUUCUAUUUUUUUUAUAGUUAUUGGUUUCAGUUUUAUUUAUUACUUUUUAGAAGAUGUUUCUGAAAUGGAGAAUCACACUUUCAGAUGGUUUCUCUUUUGGAUUCCUGAUAAUUGCAAUCAUUUCUGUAUUCACCUUUGAAAUGUAUGUUGUGUUGCCCACUUUUGAAGAAGGCUUUGUCCCCAAAGCAGUUCAUAUACUUAAUGCUAUUUUUAUACUUACAAAUAUACUAGGUAAUCUUUUCAUGGUAAUGUGGGUAGACACAUCUACUAAGAAGGUUAUCUUGCCUUCAUUAUUAAAACCAAUGUGGCAUUUUUGUUCCAUUUGUGAAGCCAAUGCACCACCACGAACUCAUCAUUGUGACAGAUGUAAUUGUUGUAUAUUCAAGAGAGAUCACCAUUGUACAUUUUCAGCUUGCUGUAUAGGGUUGAAGAACUAUCGUUACUUUUUAAUAUUUCUUUUCUAUAUGUCAAUUGGUUGCUUCUAUGCCUCUGUUUUCAAUAUGUUUUUCAUAUGGGAAUAUCUAGGUGGAUUCUCGUUAUUUUCUAUUGCAGCACAUAUUUUACCUUUUGUGUUUUGGUUAUUUGGAUACUUACAGUUCACUGUGUUUCUGUAUACCAUGUUGUCUAUGCUAGCCUUAGUUGGGUUUUUCUUUGUUGCAAAUUUAUUCUUGUUUCACGUACAAAAUAUGCUGAAAAAUCAAACUACGUUUGAGAGGAACAAUGGUAUAAGAACCUAUGAUUUAGGUUGGAGAGAGAAUAUAGUUCAAAGUUUAGGAAAAAAUUGGUAUAAAAGUUUUAUCUUACCAAUAUUUGCAUCACAUUUGCCAAGUGAUGGGUUAUCUUUUCCUACUAAUGAGCAGACAUCAACUCCUUCGCUCCAACCACUCUCAGUUGGAGAUAACAUAAGACAAAGACGGUUAUAAUUGUUAUAUUAAACUGUUACAUUUGAUUUUUGGUUGUGUAAAAAUAUGUGAUACACAUUUUCAUAAUUUUUUUCAUGUAUUUAAAACACUGGCAUUGAAAUUACAUAAUCUGCUUAAACUAUUGUAAAUACCACAUAAGCACUAAAUUAAUUUAUAAGCUGCAUUAAAAAUUGUUGGUGCUAUUGGAAUUAAUAUUUAGAAUAUGUUGAUAGUAGAACUAUUAUUUUUUCUAAGUAAUAAAAUUUAGAAUAGGGAGUAUUGAAAUAAGUCCAAAAAUAUUACAGUUUAGAAUAAAGAUAUUUACGUCUUUUGCCAAAAUUUGAAUCUGACCAUUUAUGGAGGAAAAGUAUUAUUUUUUAGAAACAUGUACAUAUUGGUUUUAAACUAUAUGUCCCUUAAACUAUUAAUAUUUUCAUUAAAAUUUAGAUUGUAAUAAUAAAUUAUUUACUUGUAAUCAAAAGUCUAAUAAUGAAAUUUAAAAUAAUUUAGUAUUAAAAUAAGCUGGAAGAAUUAAGAAUUUGUUAGAUUCAGACAUGGACAAAGUUAAUCAAUACAAAUUGUAUACACUAUUCUCAUAAAUCCAUUACGUUGUUAUUCUGCAUGUUGCCCUAACUUUCUGCCUUUUCACUUUUUCCAUUAUUUUGUGAUUGACAGAAUAUUCUGUUAUCAACCCAUGCCUGCAUAUGCUCUUCACUAACCUACUGUUUUUUGUUUAAUUCCAAACCUUAAACUUUGGAUUUAAAGCUAUGCCUUCAAAAAUGCUGUUAUUUUAAUAUUGCCAGUUAUAAAAGAUUUUACUUCAUUAUAUUGCGCAUUUUUGUCCAGAUGAGAGGUAUCUUAUUUAUUAUUAUCUUUUAUUUAAUUCAAAUAAUAAUAUUAGCUGUUCAUUUAAUUCUACUUUUGACAUAAGUAUUCUAAAUGUAUGGAUAGCCUUAAAUUCCAAUACAAUCAGAUAAACCAGCAUAUGCAAUAAUAAUAAGCUUUGGAACAAAACUUGGUACUUAUAUGUUAAAUUAACAGUUCCUGUUUGCAAUAAGAAUAGCUAUUUUUCUACAUGUAUAUUGUGCUUAGUGAAUUUUUGAUUGAUUUUAAUUUUUAGUAAAUAGUGAUAGGAAAUAAAUAUAUAUUAAGCAUUAAGAUUUAUAUUAAAGAUUAGUAGAAAUUGUAAUGUUACAGACUUAUCAUUGCGAUUAUUAUUUCAGAUACAUAUUUUAAGUUAAAAUCUUUCUUUCUUUUUACUACGCCCAAACAUGAAAACUAUUCUACACUUUUUUUUUCAAAAACUGAAGUAUUUAACUUUGGGAAAAUAAACCUCAAAACAUAUUUCUUAAGUAUAUAUAUAUAUGUAUCCUUUUUUUCCCAUAUGUGUAUGAACUACAAAUGUUAUCAUUGAAAUUUUUAUAGCUGUUUAUAUUUUAAUUUUUGCUAAUAUUCAAAUGGCAAAGAACAAAAUCAUAAACUUUUCAUAUUAUAUUAUGUAUUUAUUAAUUGCGUCAUUAAAUUUACGAAUCCAUUAAAAUAAAUAUUGUUUGUUAUAAAUUCUCAUUUUCCAGUUUUGUAAUUAUCUAGUUCAGAAUUGUUGAAUUCUAAAAUUGUUACUUACAGUUAUCCUGAAGAGAAACUUAAGUGGAAUGGAGUAUAUUAAACUAGGGUUUUUAAAAUUGUGGGUGAUGAAGAAUCUUGCAGACUUUCUAGUUCCUUGUGCAAUUGUAAACAAGAAAAGCAUAGAAUAUAAUUUUGAUGUAAAAGUUUUCAAUACAAUUUCCAUUAGGUUAAAAUUAAUUAACAUUUUGCUUCUUUAUUUAUUUUUCAUCUCUUGAACAACAGCAAAAUUUUCCUUCCCCAAAAGAAAAAAGUUUUAGAAUCCCUGAUAUAAAUCUAACUACCCAAGCAGAUUAGCCAAAUCUACUGUUCAGCUUUAAACAGAUUAACUCACAUUUCUGUGCAGAUUUUCUUCUAAAUAUUAGAUUAUUAUUAUUUUUUUUUUAAAGCAUAUGUUUCAAUUGCUUAUAAAGAGAGAGCAAUUUAUUCAUAUGAUAAACUUGUAACACAAACCUUAUUUGAUUGAAAAGUUGGCUUUUGGUGGGUUAAUAUAUUGUAUAUAUUUUUAUACAUGCAUUAAAAAUUUAUCAGUUAUUGUUAGCAUGUUAAAAGAAUUUUAUUUUGUCAAAUACAGUUUUAUUUUGAUUAAAUGUGCCAAAACUUCAAAUAUUUUGUUUAAUCUUCAAUUUGAAUCUUUUAAUUAGUUAUUAAAUUCCUGUAUAUUCAAAGUAACUUUUAUACUCCUUCUGUCCAAAAAUAUGGCAUACAUUUUGAAAUUAUUUUUUGUGUGAAUAUUUAAUACAUAUUUAGAAGAAAUCAUAAUUUUAAUUAAGCAGGCUAGGUUUAUUGAAAAUAUGUAUUCAUAAAAUAAUUAUUUUAAUAGCAAAUCUAGCCUUCUCUAAGGCAUCUUGGGAACAUUAUAUUUAUUGAUAAAGGAUCUUUCCCAGUGGAGUUUCAUUUUAUUAAUAUGAAGUAUUAAUAACUGUUGGUUAAUUUCUUUGAUUUGACAUUUCUUCUUUGCAACAUAAUUCUAAUUUCCUUAAAAUUUUCCAAUUUCUUAUAAUAGCAGUUGUUACUUUAUUUCAUUCAAAGUACAAUAUUUUAUUUACUGCAAUAAAAGCUUUUUACUUAGUCCAAAAAGAAUGAAUACCAACUAAAAUGUUUCAAAAACUGUAACCACUGUAAUGUUAGGCUACCAAGCUGUUUGCUUUCUUCAAUAGUUUUCAAUGUGCUUUAAAAUGUAUACCAUAUUUUUGGUAUUUUUUGUUUUGUGGGAAAUGUUUUGCUUUAAUAAAAGUAUCAGCACAAAACAUGAAAAUUUAUGUAUAAAAUUACUUAAUGUUUUUUCUUUAUGAUGUCUUCAUUUGUUAAUAUGGUUGCAAUUAUUUCUAGUCAUAAUAAAGUUUUCAUCAGAAAA